AUGGCGGCGCCGGAGCCGGAGCCGGAGUCCAGGCACGAGACGGAAACCCCAGCACCGUCCCGCGAGCCGCCGCUGGAGCCGGUAGCUGACGCCGCCGCCGACCGGGCGCUCCAGCCGUGGGAGCAGCACGCUGCGGUGAUCAACCUCCCGCGCUACGACUACCGCGCGUCGGGCUCCCUCCUCCUCCGCUCCCACUCCGGUUUCCUCAUCACCUGUCCAAUCAAGCGGGAGAAAAGUGCAACCAAGGAAGCCAUUUCUAUUCUUGGAGAGUACAUUAGUCAUGCAAGCAGCCAUAGUUCUGAAAACUUGGAACCAUGUUGUAUGGAAGCUGCACCAAAGAAAAGAAAAUUAUGUUCUGAGGCUUCAGAAAUUGAACAUUCAGAAGAUACAGUAGCAAAUGGGAGAAGCGAUGCUUCAGAAUCGACUGGCUGCAUUGAAGUAGAAGCGAGUUCGUGUCACUCCAAGACAAGUGAAGAUGUUGAUAGGACUUCAAAUCUCUCAUUGGUUAAGUUAUCAAUGAGUGGUUUGCUUUUCUUUUCUUUCCCUAGUGGAGGCGUUCAUGUUAUUCAGAUGCUUACCGAAGUGUUUCAUUCACUGAGAUCUGGGAAGCUUAAAUCUCCACAAUGGUGUCACCGCAUAUUUCCUAUUCAGGAAACCUGUAUUCUGUCAGAAACAGAGCUACAUGCCACCGUAUCAAAGUUAUUCCUUGAUUUCUUCAAGAAUAAACGAGACCAACACGAACCUAUCAAGUUUGCAGUUGGCUAUAAUAGGAGAGGCAUUGAUGAAACUGUUACUAAGACUCAGAAGAAUGACGAUAACAGCUCAACUCAACAAGCUUUGAUGCAUAGGGAACAAUGUUUCAAGGUGGUUGCUGGUGCUAUCAAAUCAGUUUCUGAGGGUGCAAUUGUUGAUCUCAAAUCUCCUGAGGUGGCAAUACUUGUGGAGGUGCUACCAAUUUCUGGGGUACCCAUUGGAUCUUCGGUGGCUGGGGUAUCUGUUCUCCCAGCUGAACUCUUCUCGGCUAAGCCUCGUCUUUGUGUUAAGGCUUUGGUAUCUGAUACAAAAGCAAAGAAGAAGUGAUACACCGGUCCGAGUACAUGUAACGGCAAUGCGCAGAAGAAGCAAUUUUUUUCCCCAGCAUGCUCAUUUCAACUGUGCCGCAACUUGAGCCUCCUAUGAUCACCAAGCUUCACAAACGAAGAACUCUUACAUGUUGUUCUACUAUAAUUAUCACGAGGAUUUUCAGAAGCUGAUUGCCUGGUUCGGGGUAGGUCAAUUUGUAAGCUGCAGUUCUCGUCCAGUUCUUGUAGGCUAGCUUCGUGUCCUUUUUCUAGCGGCUGCAUCAUCAAAACUUAAAUUAACUUGUUGCUGGACCUGGACAUGAUGGUGUUUUCUCUGAAAUUUAUUUAAUAUUACUGUAUGACCAAUUCAGUAACAAAGCAUGAAUGUUGCUGAGGAAGCAGCUUCUUUCAUGCCUUUCUUUUUGUUUCGUCC
Molecule: messenger RNA, 1494 nt
Organism: Lolium rigidum
Lineage: Eukaryota; Viridiplantae; Streptophyta; Magnoliopsida; Poales; Poaceae
Exons: 7
Coding region: 1-1080 (359 amino acids)
Biological process (GO): tRNA modification
Molecular function (GO): RNA binding
Source: RefSeq, a predicted model, not a curated record